Molecule: messenger RNA, 309 nt
Organism: Paramecium tetraurelia
Lineage: Eukaryota; Ciliophora; Oligohymenophorea; Peniculida; Parameciidae
Exons: 2
Source: RefSeq, a predicted model, not a curated record
AUGCUACCAAUAUUUAAUACAUCCAAAUCAACUUCAAGGAAGUUAAGGUAUCGCCAAAUUGCUUGUCUCUUGUUAAAUCAUAUUAAAACCAAUUAUAAGAAUAUUUUUGAGCAAAACCAAAAUUUUAGAAGAUUGCUCGAUAAGAAAACCUUGAAUAAUCUAUAAAAACUUAAAGAGGACAUUCAAGCUAAACAGCUAGCUUUGCAAUAUUUUUCUAGUUUUUAAUUGAUAUCCGACAUAUUAACAUCUUAAUUUGAAGCAGAUUGUUUAGCUGAUAUCCAAAAUCUAUGCAAUUACCUUUCAAUAUGA